UUUGAUCCAAAGGAUGUCAGCCUUGAGUAUAUGCUUGGUACAAUGCCUGGAUACUCAUGGGAAAUUAAAGACAAGUAUCCUUAACGACCAAGUUUUUAUAGAGAAAAAAGUAAAUAAAGUUUAUAUGAUGCAAACUGUUGCACUUUCUUCAAGUGUUAAGGAAAAUAUUUUUCAAGAAGUCUACCACCUUUGCCCAACAUACAGUACAAUGCAGUACUUUCUAUGGUUCUUCGAAACACUGUCUUGAUGAACAGAUAGAGAAAUGGAGUGAAACGCACUUGGAGGAGACAAAGCAGGUAAUGAAGGAAGAACAAGUCAAGCAGAAAGUGAGUAUGAAUUUGACCAACUGUACAAGAGUAACUGAAUUCAUUCUUGUUGGAUUGCCAAGUGUUUGGGGAAUGGAAAAUAUGAUAUUUACUUGUGUCUUUCUGCUCUACCUCCUGUGUCUGAUGGGCAACGGACUCAUCAUUGUGAUGGUGAUUUUGGACCACCAUCUCCAGAAGCCCAUGUAUUUCUUCCUUAGCAACCUGUCUUGUAUUGAUAUUGGACACACCACAGCUUUUAUUCCUAAACUGCUGGUCAACUAUCUUUCUGCAAACAAUUCCAUCUGUUUCUACUGCUGUAUCACACAAUUGUUCUUUUACUUCUUCUUUGGCGUUACAGAAUUUUUCAUCAUCACGUUGAUAUCCUUGGACAGAUACAUAGCCAUUUGCCAUCCUUUGAGAUACUCCACUAUUAUGACUUCUGGGGUUUGCUUUAAGCUAGCAAUAACAGCCUGGUUUGGAGGCUUUUUCUCCAUUCUGUAUCAGGGUUUAUUGACUGCAAGCCUACCUUACUGUGCCUCCAAUGUUAUCAAUCAUUUCUAUUGUGAUGAAGGACCUUUGUUGAAGAUUUCUGGAGGAGAUACACACGUGAUCGAAGCCCUGGGCUUCCUACUGACGGUGGUUGUGAUUAUGUCCUCUUUGCUUUUCACCCUCAUUUCUUACCUCUUCAUCAUUUGCACCAUUCUCCGAAUGCCUUCAACUACCAGACAGCAGAGGGCUUUUUCUACCUGUGCUUCCCACCUGGUUGUGGUCUGCAUUUUGUACGGGUCAGUCUUUUUUGUCUAUUUAAGGCCUAAUGUCAAGAACUCUUCUUUUAGUAGGAUGAAGUCUGUCUCCAUACUGUACACUAUGGUUGCCCCAGCACUAAAUCCUUUCAUUUACACUAUUAGGAACAAUGAAGUCAAGGAUGCAGUAAGGAAACUUUUGGAAAGAAAGACUGCAGGGGUCCCAAAUCUCAUGGCGUAAGCUUUUGUCAAGAAGUGAUGUGAAAUGACUGUGCUGUCCUAUUGAAAGCAACAAGGUCUGGCACUUCAGAAUCGUCUCCAAAGCUAUUGUGCAGAUAUUCUGUAACUAAUCUACCUUCAUAAAGAUGGAGAAAGCAGUGCAAUUUUGAUCCCAUGACAAAAGGAUUGUUGGGAGGCUUCUGUGGUCUUGUACUGCCUAGUCAAGUUUAAGAACUUGUGGACCUCAACUCCCAGAAUUCCUCAGCCAGCAUGAGGUUGAUGGGAGUUGAAGUCCACAACUCUUAAAGUUGCCAAGGUUGGAGAUUUCCUGCUAUAAGGUAUGACACUAAUAACCUAUCUGGAAUCGUAGCUUUUGAAUAUAGUUCAUUCUUGAUGAUAGAAAUACCUCUUUCUUAUCCCACUAGAUCAGUGGUUCUCAACCUUUCUAAUGCUGUGACUCCAUAAUACAGUUCCCCAUGUUGUGGUGACCCCCAAGUGGGUGUGGCCACCAAUAAGAGGGAGUAGGACAGCUAGGGAAAAGGGGAAAAAAUGGCAGACAGCGUGGUUUGGCCACCCCCGUGAAAUGGUCAUUCAACCCCAAAUGGGGUCCCAACCCAUAGGUUGAGAACCACUGCACUAGAUGGACUAUAAUAUUCACUGAGUAUCUUAUAGUACUUUGGGGAAGGGUGGCAUCGUGACUGUUUUGAAGAAGAAAUGACAGCCUAUUCUUUUCCAAUUAUAUUAGAUUGAAAGAUGUUUUCCAGACUCAUAAGAAGAAACCUUAAUAUAAAAGAGUAAGAUUUCUUUAACUGAAAACGUGCAAGAAAUGAGCUGAGUUAGCAAUAUAUUUUAGAUAUUCAUUAAGAUUUCAACACCAAAAGAAUAGUAUGAAAAGGGACUUAUGAAUAUAAGCUGUAUAAUGGUCUUCGUCAUGCAUCGUAGCAGAGAAGCAUGAUCUUUUCUUUUUAUGAGAAGGUUCCAGAAAGAAAUUGACCUUUUUUGGGUAAAACUGGGUGGAUUAUUUUAGCAAAUACCAGAGGAUCAAUCACAUUUCUCAAUGGAAGUGGAGGGACAGGGCUGUAUAGCUCCGUUACAAAGCUUCUGUCUGUACCUUUCUUUGUUCAUAAAUACUCAGAUCUGAUGGUGGCUUUUUCCUGUUCUCAUCUUUAGCUUCCUCAACUUGGUGUCCUCUCAACAAGUUAAAAAAAAAAUUCCUCUUUUCAUGUGAGCAAAUUCUUCUUUGCUGAAAAUCAGACGUUUAUGGUGAUGGAGAUUUUUCCACCUAUUUUGGUUUACCUUAUUCCCUCCUUUGGUGUAUAUUUCAAACCCCCUUUUCUAGAUUAUAGAAUCGUUUUUCAAAUUAUGAAUUACAGCUUUCCCCAAUUGUAAUCUCUGGGCAUUUGCCUAACCUAUCAUUUCAUUGAAAAAAAAAUCUAAAUCAAUGCAUAUUUAUAUUGUACAUUUACAUAAUAGAUAUAUAUUUUUUAUAAAAUUCCUGUUGAAUAUUCCUUGCUUUGAAUAUGGGUAAUGAGAGAGAUAAAGGCUAAAUUGGUUUCUUCCCCACUUCUAGAUUAUCAGUGAUAAAGAUUGUGCAAUAGGUGAUUUUAGAGCAGUUGGCUCAUUGUCAUAAUGCAUUGACUUUAUAUCAUUAUGUGUUUUCAAUAAAAUCUGUUUUCUAAGCCUUUUUAAA
Molecule: messenger RNA, 2957 nt
Organism: Crotalus tigris (Tiger rattlesnake)
Lineage: Eukaryota; Metazoa; Chordata; Lepidosauria; Squamata; Viperidae
Product: olfactory receptor 6X1-like
Exons: 2
Coding region: 300-1289 (329 amino acids)
Biological process (GO): G protein-coupled receptor signaling pathway
Cellular component (GO): membrane
Molecular function (GO): G protein-coupled receptor activity; olfactory receptor activity
Source: RefSeq, a predicted model, not a curated record